This is a messenger RNA of Daucus carota subsp. sativus, 1709 nucleotides long. Its product is annotated as glucan endo-1,3-beta-glucosidase 14. The coding region runs from base 248 to 1447 and encodes 399 amino acids. The transcript has 4 exons. Gene Ontology annotation, cellular component: plasma membrane. Gene Ontology annotation, molecular function: hydrolase activity, hydrolyzing O-glycosyl compounds. Lineage: Eukaryota; Viridiplantae; Streptophyta; Magnoliopsida; Apiales; Apiaceae. The record is from RefSeq and is a predicted model, not a curated record. Gene Ontology annotation, biological process: carbohydrate metabolic process.
GCUCCUGGCCAGCUGGUAAGAAAGACCAUCCAGUACUGAUGAGAAAGAAACCAAAGGGAGAACAUGAAAAGAUGACAAGAAAAGCCAAAUGAUGUUGAUCUAGGAGGACCUUAUUAUACUAUUAUGUUGCAUUACAUUUCUAUGCUGAACAUGCAAUGCACAAACAUAUAUACUCUCUGCAUUUUCUGUCUUUGUUUUCCCUACGCUCUUCUUCUCGCCCUCUCUGUAUCACAGGCACGCAUAAAUCAUGGCAGUUUUUUCUAGCGGAAUAAUUGCCAUGUUUCACUUUAGUUUCGCAAUCAUCAUUAUGUCUUUUACAGGCUUCCACUUUGUGCGACAAGUAGAAUCCCUAGGCAUAAAUUAUGGCCAAAUUGGCAACAAUUUACCACAGCCACAGAUAGUUCUGCAACUUUUGAGAUCUCUCAAGAUCACAAAAGCAAGAAUCUACGACACAGAUCCACAAGUUUUGACAGCAUUUGCCAAUUCAGGGGUUUCUCUUAUUGUGACAAUCGAAAAUGACAUGCUCGCUACUAUAAUGGAUCAGCAGCAAGCCCUUCAGUGGGUAACACACCGCAUUAAGCCGUAUGUUCCAGACACUAAGAUCACUGGAAUUGCAGUCGGGAAUGAGGUCUUCACAGGAGACGAUGUAACCCUAAUUGACAAGCUGGUGCCGGCAAUAAUAAGCAUUCAUAAAGCUUUAGUAGACCUUGGGCUAGAUCAGUUUAUACAAGUGUCCACCCCUUCUUCUCUAGCUGUUCUUGCUAAUUCAUUCCCGCCAUCAGCUGGAUGUUUCCAGCCUGAGCUCAACGAGAUCAUGACACAAUUUCUACACUUCUUGUCAAAUACUAAAUCCCCCUUUUGGAUUAAUGCAUACCCUUAUUUUGCAUAUAAGGACGAUCCUAGUGGUAUACCUUUGAACUAUGUGCUUUUUAACCCAAACGACGGAAUGGUUGAUCCUCACACAAAGCUGAAGUAUGACAAUAUGUUAUAUGCUCAAGUUGAUUCAGUUGUUUAUGCUAUGGCCAGACUCGGAUUUGGAGGGAUUGAAGUUAAAGUUUCAGAGACAGGUUGGCCAUCGCAAGGCGAUCCUAAUGAGGUUGGAGCAACCGCAACAAAUGCAGCAAUCUACAAUCGAAAUUUGUUGAGAAGACAGAUGAAAAAUGAAGGGACUCCUUUAAAGCCUAAACUGAAACUCGAUGUCUAUCUGUUUGCUCUGUUUAAUGAGGACAUGAAGCCUGGACCAGCGUCUGAGAGAAACUAUGGUCUCUACGAACCUGAUCUAACUAUGGCGUAUAAUGUUGGAUUAUCAUCAGCCACAUCAACAGCAACCAUUUCGCUCAGUUCAUCUGCUGAUCAUCUGGUGCCGAAGAUGGACUAUCGUAGCUUGAUAUACUCAAUGUUUGUACAAAUGCUGGCAUUACAAAUUUUCAUGAGGAGAUACAUUUAGAAGUAAAUAAAAGAAGCUCCAAGUUCUGUUUCACUUUCGCCACAAUCUGCUGCUCGAUUUCAUGAUUCUCAGCAAGCAAAACUCAGAGGCUCGACAAGCCACCAAUCAGGAACAUCUUAGUCAUGGCUUCAUCUUUUUGCAGGCUAGAGAUUUAGCAAACUAGUAGUUGUUACAUGGUCCUAUUGUUCAAAAAUUAGAAUACAUACCUGAAGAAUAUAUAUUUUGUAUCUUUAAAUAAUAUGAUCUUUUUCUUUUAUGAAAA